GGGGGGGGGGAGACUCUCACGUGCUAUUUUGCGCCUCUAACACCCUUAACGAAAGGCUCCCCCCCCUCCCCACACAGCACCAGUGGCUCCCGCAGGGAGACGGAGACGGAGAUGGAGCGGAUGAAGUGUGACCAGUGCGGGUACCUUUCCAAAGAGGAAUCGGCCAAAUUCUGCAGCCAAUGCGGGAACCGAUUGACACAAGUUGUUACACAGAGUGUGUCGUUGACGGCCCCGGUUCGUGGGAAGAUGGAAUCAGAACCGCCAGAGUCAGCAACGUUGCCAGAUGUUGACAGUGUAAACCAGGAAGAAACAACCGACUACUCAAUGGACACAACCGAUGAGAGCGGAGAAACCUCAUGGGAUCCAACCAAUGAGAGCGGAGACCCCUCACGGGAUCCAACCAAUGAGAGCGGAGACCUCUCACGGGAUCUAACCAAUGAGAGUGGUGACACCUCAUGGGAUCUAACCAAUGAGAGUGGUGACACCUCACAGGAUCCAACCAAUGAGAGUGGUGACACCUCACGGGAUCUAACCAAUGAGAGUGGUGACACCUCACGGGAUCCAACCAAUGAGAUCAGAGACGCCUCGCUGGACUCAACCAACGAGAGCGGAGAAACUUCAAUGGAUUCAACCAACGAGAGUGGAUUAAAUUCACCGGAGCCAACCAAUGAGAGUGAAGAAAGCUCAUUGGACCCAACCAACGGCAGCAAAGACGUCUCAAUGGACACAACCAUUGAGAGUGGAGAAGCCUCACUGGACCCAGAGCUUUCUGAUGUGGAGAUCGAAAGCAACACUAACACUGCCCCAGCGACAGUGUUGCAAAAGGAAAAUAACGCUUCCGAAAGCAAAAAGGCCAAUAAAAAAAAAAAGAAGAAACGGAAGAAACAGAAAAACAACCCGGCCGGACAAAUCAAAGCACCUCCCAGCUCCUCGAAGUCCCCCAAGCAGAUCCGUUUAGAUAGCGAUCAGAAGGAAGGCGAGGUAGAAAAUCACAGCGCCAUUACAAACCAAACUAACCAGGGCGAGGGAAGACAUCCCGAGCCGCAGUCCAGCCCAACUAAGUCAUCUGAUGCGUCUGAACAUCAGGACGUCAAUUCUGCUUCCAAAGGCCAAAGGGUUGGGUCGACUCUGGGUGAAGAGCAAAAUGGGAGUCCUACAAAAACCACCGAGUCCAGUGACCCAAGCCCCUGCAGUAGUAUUGACCACAGAGGCGCAGAAAAAGAUCCUUCCUUGUCUAAGGCUGUGAGCGAGAAAACCCACCCAAUAACGAGCGCUGGAUCUGGUCAUUCAGUGGAAGGUGACUUAACCCAUAAGAAAGACAGUGGCCGAAAUGGAGGACAAGAGACCGACCAGGCCGAGAGAGCAGGUGAACCUCAGUUGUCGCUCACUGAUGGUGGCAGCAAGCGGAGUCACCUGGGAGACGGAGACUCGGGUAGUUUGGUUAAGGCGAAGAGCGACCAACAAUCUGACCGUAAGAUUGAAAAGGACACCUUAAACAGACAGGAGGCGAGUUCACAAACCAAGAAGGGUAAGGAGAAGCCAAAGAACCACACCAAACCUUCGGCCACUAUCAACGAGGGCGGCAAGAGUGAUCAGAAAGACAGAGAAACGACAGAGUUGUCGAGAAAACGCAACAUAAAUAAAAAUAAAUCUCCCGCCUAUCAAGGCAGUGAUUUGAAGCCCGAGGAACGAGUCACUGUUUAUUUCCAUGCAAUUUUGUCGAAGGAUUUUAAAUUCGAUGUUGAAAAGCACAGAGUGGUGCUGAGAUCGGGACAACUUACUGGAGGAAACUGGACCGCUGAUGUGCUCGUGAUGAAUGUGUCUCAAGACUUGGGGGAACACGGUUACUUAAUUCAAGGGCAGCAAUAUUUUCGUAAAGAAUUCCUGAAUAAGAGCAUUGCCUAUAAAUAUGCAGUCUUGCGGGAUAAAGAGGUUGAAUAUGAGACUAUAUAUAAACACGAUGCAACAGAAGGAGUUCACGUCAACCGUUAUCUCUGUAUCCAAUCGAAAUUCCUAAACCAAUCGGAAUGGCAUCAAUACGAUGAUAUCGUCUGCGCUCCACCUGCUGAAGGUUGGAAAACCUACUACACGAAGGCGAAAAAUUACAUCAGGAACAAAUGGGAAGGGAAGAAAGAUGUGGCAAAUGGGAAGAAUCUGGCGGGCAGAUUCAUGCUGGAAUCAUUGUUUGACAUCCUCUCGACAUGGAACAAAAUCAAUCUAAGGAGCUUCUUCUUUCAGUUCCACCAGUUCUUAUUGGUUUACUCAAAUCCUAUGGUAUUUGAAAAUGAUCCCAAAUCAUGGAAAGACCUACCAUUUGGCGAGAAGGAAGUCAAAGAUUUAAUACUUACACUUUUGAGGGAUAAGGCAAAGCUUCUCCUUGCAAAGGAUGACCAAAACUCCGAAGCUGGGAAAGACUCUGUAGAACGCCGGCUUCGAAUGGGAAUGUUGAUUUUGUAUCUGACUUAUCGCUAUAGCAUUAAUAUGACCAAGAAGGAUAUCCACGCGGUCUGUCAACUUCUGAGUCUGCAACAGAUGUCCAGCAAAGUUUCUGAAAUGGAGGUGCAAAUAUUCAAAGAAACUCCCUUAAACGAGAGGUUUAGUGAAGCUCUGCUCCUGAUGAUACAGAAAUGUAUUGAGGACCGAAGUUUUCAAUGGGUGCAGGUGAUUCCUGUCUUCCACAUAUUUUGCUCUUCGUCCAAACCAACUUUGUCUUUCACUGGCCAUUCUCAAGACGUCUGGGCCGGAUUGGAAGGAAUUGCGUACGUUAAUUGCAGAGAAAAGUAUGAAUAUGAAAGCCUAUGGCAACUGUUUGAGAUCAUGAGAAAAAAUAAGCAUUUGGUGGAUUUUGAUGGAUUUCUGCAUCGAUCUUGGUUCAGUUUGAUACCAAUGAAUUCCCUGUUCGAAUACGUCAAUACUGUGACUCCUGAUCCACUCGUCGUUCUACAAGGUCUAAUUUAUAGACUGAAAGAAAAGUUGCAUUUGGAUCAAACAACGGUGUUUGAAAAUCUGCUGCAGUACGUGAAAGACAACUUGCACAGAGUUCUUCCUGGUGACCACACAGAAGCGUGCAAGGUGGCAGCUCUGAAAGUACACGAAUUAAUUUGUUGCGGACUUGUGAGAUUCAAAAUGAACUGCGGCAUGUUGACUGCUUCUGUUGAGAUCAUUAGCGAACUUGUCGGAUCAGAUAAUUCCUUAUCAGGACAGGUUGCAGAUAAGAAGCCUGAAAGCGAUGAGGUUGCUGCUGUGCCCAGUGGUGAAAGAGUCUUGCACAUAGUUUUGAAAAACACAAGAAGUUGGAUGAAAAAACUUGGAUCCCAACUGCUGAAAUCAUAUGCUGCUUAUGUUGAUAAGGAUGAACUUCAGAUCUGGAGCAGGCUGAUCGACUUAACCUUUGGAGACGAGAGACUGACUUCCAUUUGGACUACGGAACUCCUGAAGGAUCUGGAAGGGAAAAUAAAACAGGAAAAACAUCUUAGACAGAUAGAAGUCUACUGCAAGUGCCACACCGAAAUCAAUGAGCAUAAUCCUCUGGUUGCUAAAUGUUUUGAGGACUGCGCUCUCGAUGCUGUCCAUCCUGUGUGCCAGGAUAAGGCGGAGGCGCAGCUGUUUCUCAGUCUGGGCCAGUGUGACUUGAAGAAGUUUGGUAAAUUGCUCUCGACGAUCAUCGAGAAAGCCUGGCAGAAAGACGGCAGCGGACAGUUUGUGAAAGGUUACGACGAUGUCAUCCGUCAUUUGCUUGAUUGGUCUGCGGCCAAGAAUAUCUUCAAGCUGCAAGGAUCAGAUAAGAAACUCAUCGACGAACUGACCGAUGAGGCGAAGGAGCUGAUGGCCCUCGCAGAUUCCGUCUUCCUAGAUGUGGUCAAUAAGCUGCAGCAGGGCUCCAUCCAAAUAAAGCAUUUGAAGUGGAUUAUAGAGAAGAAACAAAACUUUAAUACUUUGCACGACAUAAAGAAACAGAGCGGAUCGUGCCAAAUGAAGUACAACCAAGCGGUGCUGUCAAUACGGGAAAACGAACUGAAGGGGUUCAACGAGAGAAAGGAUGGCGUUGACAGUCUCUUGAAAAUGUGCCGCAAAAUUACCGAGUUUGUGAAAGUGGACACGGAAGAACUUGAAGAGCGCCUUAAAGCUGAUUUUGGCUCAACAGAACUGAAGCAAGUAAUGAACGUGACUGCAAUGAGCAACCAGAGCAUUCCCCAAACGAGACCAGCCUGCAAGGCGGUAACUUGGUUCCAUUUGAGCGAACAGACAGCGGAGAUGGCAAGAAACAUCCACCAAUUUAAAGACAGCCACGUUUUUCAAAUGUGUUGGGAGAAAGCGGCUAAAGACCUGUCCGCCAAGGCUCCCGCUGACAUCGAGUUUUCCGACGAGCAGGAAGGAGAGGAGGAGCUGUACGUGGAAUCGUCCAUGGCCCCGUCCGUGACCCUUGACCAACUGAACGCCAGGCUGUGGGAGCCGUGCUUCACCCACUACCAGAGCAUCUACCAAAAAGUGAAGGAGGGCAGCCUGACAUUCAGAGAGGUGGACGAGCAGUUCAGAGACUAUGGCGAAAGCUACGAGGAUCUGAAAAGGGACUUCGAGAUCAUGUGCAAGUUGUCGCCCCGGGAUGGCCAGUGGGUAGGCAAACGCAUCCAGCAGAUUCAAGAAUAUCACCAGCUCCAUUCGGCCGUGAAGUGUGCGGAGAUAAUCAUGCGGGCCAAAGACAUCCUGUCACUGAAGGGCAACUUCAGUGUGCUGGAAACUCUGCUGAACAUGAGAGACGAGUCGUUUAAGGAAAAAAAGCUGAACUGCAUAAGUGAUGAACUUAUAGAAGCCAGAAGCCUUCUUGUGAACAUUUCAGAGCCUUGCAGGAAAUGUUUGGAAGAGCUCAUUCAAAGGCAGCAAUUUGUACACUGGAUCAAAGAUGCAUUGGGAGAUAUCAAUGAAUUGAAGGUCUUCGUUGACCUGGCCUCGAUCUCAGCCGGUGAAAAUGACCUUGACGUUGACCGUGUAGCUUGCUUCCACGAUGCUGUGUUGGGCUACUCAUCAUUGCUGUACGAAUUAAAACCCGAAUUCGGCUUUGUGGACUUCAUGCCUUGCUUGCAGAAGCUAUGGAAGGCUCUCAAAAAUGACCACAAUCUUUCGAAAAAGCUGCGAGAUUCAGCGAGGCAUCUGGACUGGCUGAAAACGGUUAAGGAAAGCCACGGGUCUGUGGAACUAUCCUCCCUCUCACUGGCCUCCGCCAUCAAUAGCGAUGGCAUCUACAUCAUCGGUUCUGAGGAGCAACACAAGCUUUCUCUGGGGUCGGCCAUCAAGCUACACCUGCCCGAAGUUCUCGAGGACAGUGAGGAGCUGCGUUGCUACACGCUGGAAGAACUGAAGGAGCUCCAGAACAAACUCAUGCUGAUGUCGGGGAAGGGAGACCACGGCCAAGAAGAGGUGGAGAGGUUUGCGGAGGUGUUUGCCAACGUCCAGAGACUUGCCUCCUCCUUCAUCAGCCUGUGCUCUGCCGGUAACAUGCUCUUCAGGAGGUGGAAAGCGGAGGUGUACUGCUCGACAGACAGCCCGGUCUGCGUUAACAUGGACUUCAGCGUGAGGGGUGUUGGCGCCGUCCUGGCAAAUGGAAAUGUCACUGAGCAGCUCCCUGUCCUCUGUCGAAAGAUGGAAGCCUUCCUGGACGUGUGGAAGCAAUUCAUGGACCAGCAACGGUCCCACUGCUAUUACCUAAACUUUUACACUGCCGAGCAGAUUGUCUACCUCUGCACUGAGCUGUUUCAGCGGAACAGCAGCAGCAGGCUACAGGAGAACGUCUUGAUGAUGUUGUCCUUCGUUAAACCUGACUGUACCGCUGAAGACAUAAGGCAAGCAUGGACCAUUUGGAAUACCGUCCAGGGUCCUGAAACCUUAUUGGGCACGAGGCUGAAGCCCUUUGGGGGCAGAAAGGUGGAGAAGAGAGCUUCCAUGCAGCUACGAGUGCAGGAAAUCGCCGAGGCGAGAACCGUGGAACUAAAGCUGGACUUGCUGUGGAAGUACUACAUGGAGAACAUGACUUACUUUCUCUCCGGCUGCCUUGACGUCGGCACCCUGGGCGGGCUCCUCAACAUUCUCGGUGACGCGCAGAAGACGUCCAUCGAGCGAGCCCUUCCUCCCGGCCUGCUGGAGGGCCGCCCGAACCUCGUGGUCUGCCCGCGCUCCGAGUUGCUGACCUGCGCUCUGUGCGUGUACAUGCACACCCUACACCAGCCGCUGCCCACCUAUGACGAGGUCCUGCUUUGCACGGCGGAGACGGGCCUCGAGCAGAUUGAGAUCUUCCUGCGCAGAUGCCUGACCAAGGGUUGCAGAGGCUCCAAGAUAUACAGCUUGCUGUUUGCAGACGCACUGACGUAUGACGUCAGUGUAAGGUUUGAAGAACUGUUCAAAAACCUGCAAUUGCAGGGUAGGCCUGACUACCAGCUGGUAAUAGUGUGCGACAGCGAUCAGGACCAUUGCUACAUCCCGUCGGCUUUCAGUCAGUACAAGAGCCACGCAGUCCCACACGACUCCCUCGAGAACAUCAAACUCUACCUUGAGAAGCAAUACAAGGUUCCACCCAAUGUUCUCUCGGCGGCUUCUGUGUUUAAUGACCAGAUGUUUGUAAGGAUCGUGUCUUCAAAGAGAGGCGGAGUUGGGAAAUCCCUUUAUGUGAAGAGACUGCACGAAACCUUGAAGAAAGAAAACAGGAGCAAGAGCUGUCUGAAGACCAUCCGGCUGAUCGAACCACAGGUGGAUGAAAAUAAAGUCCUGAAGACAGUUUUGUCACUCCUGCAAACGUCAAGGCCACUCGGCCCCACCAUCUUCCACUUUGACAUCACUUCUUCUGUGCAGAAAGGAUUAUCGGCGUUUCUGUUCAAAUUGCUCAUCCUGCAAUAUCUGAUGGACACGGACGGGAAAAUGUGGAAAUGCCAACCGUGUCACUUGUACAUCAUCGAACUGGUUGAGGCACCUCAAUCCCCGUCAAUGCACCGCAUGAGACUGGGGAACCGAGUGCCCAAGUACAGCUUCCUGGAUGUCUUCCCCAUGGUGUGCUGCAGACCCCCGAAGGAGGUGCUGGAGUUGGAAGUGGGCAUAUCCGAGGGCAAAGCGGUGAAUGGGGUGGACCCCCUGAUGGACGAGAAGGAAUUCCGCAGCGAGGCCUUCCAAAGGCCUUAUCAGUACCUCAGAAGGUUCAGGCAGCAGCAGAACCUGGAUACUUUCAGUUACCUGGCCGACAGCGUCGAGGGCAGCCACGUGGAGUGGAUCCAACUGUUCCUCAUCUACUGCGGAGUGGCCGACCCUUCCUGGUCAGAGCUGCACAACUUCGCCUGGUUCCUGAACCUGCAGCUGAGGGACUGCGAGACCUCGGUGUUCUGCGACUUCACGUUCAUCGAGGACACCCUGCAGGGCUUCAAGCAGUUCGUGGUCAGCUUCAUGAUCCUGAUGGCCAAGGACUUCGCCACGCCGUCGCUCAGCAUCUCGGACCAGAGCCCCGGGAGGCAAAUGGUGAGCCUGGAGGGCAUGUCGGAGAAGGACAUCGCGCCGUUCCUCAUCAGGAAGAAGUGGGAGUGCGAGCCGCACCCUUACAUCUUCUUCAACAGCGACCACACAUCCAUGACCUUCAUCGGGUUCCACCUGCAGGAGAACGGCCGGGGAUCGGUGGAUGCCGUGAACCCCGCCAACCGCCAGGUCAUCAAGGAGGACGUCAUGAGCCGCCAGCUGUACCAGGGUCUGCUGCUGCAGAGGGUCCCCUUCAACCUGGAUUUCGACAAGCUGGAACGCGGUGAGAAGAUCGAGCGGCUCACCAUGGUGCUGGGCAUCGAGUGGCCGCUCGACCCCGACGAUACCUAUGAGCUGACCACGGACAACAUCCUGAAGAUCCUGGCCAUCCACAUGCGCUUCCGCUGCGGCAUCCCGGUCAUCAUCAUGGGAGAGACAGGCUGCGGCAAGACCAGGCUGAUCCGCUUCCUGUGCGAGCUCGGCAAGGCCGGCGCCCCGACGGACAACAUGAAGCUGGUCAAGGUCCACGGCGGCACCACAGCGGACAACAUCCGCUCCAAGAUCAGGGAGGCCGAGGCUAAGGCCGUCUCCAACAAGCAGGAGUACGGCUUCGACACCGUCCUGUUCUUCGACGAGGCCAACACCACAGAAGCCAUCAGCUGCAUCAAGGAGGUCCUGUGCGACCAGACCAUCGACGGAGUCCCGCUGGCUCGCGACACCGGGCUACGCAUCAUUGCCGCCUGCAACCCGUACAGGAAGCACACCGCCGAGAUGAUCGAGCGCCUGGAGUCCGCCGGGCUGGGCUACCGCGUGCGAGCUGGGGAGACGGAGGACAAGUUGGGAUCCAUUCCCCUCAGGCAACUGGUGUACCGGGUCCAGGCUCUGCCGCCCAGCAUGAUCCCGCUGGUCUGGGACUUCGGCCAGCUGAACGACGCGACCGAGAAGAUCUACAUCCAGCAGAUCGUGCAGAGGCUGACGCUGUCCCACUCCGUCCCCGCGCCCAGCGUGCCGAGGGUGGUCCAAGUACUCUCGGCCUCGCAAGGGUUCAUGAGACAACGGCAGGACGAGUGCAGCUUUGUCAGCCUACGGGAUGUGGAGCGUUGCAUGCGGGUGUUUGUCUGGUUCUACACCCACCGCCAGAUGCUGCUGGAGAGGCUGAGGGAGUUCCACGAGGCAAUCGAACGGGUCUAUGACGGACCCAGAGACGAGGCCAUGUGGGCCCUUGUACUGGCAGUGGGCGUUUGCUACCACGCCUGCCUGGAGCGGAAGAACGAGUACCGGAGGCUCAUCAGCCGCCACCUUCCCUCUCCGUACGACCAACCCAGCAAAAUCCUGGAGCAGAUCACGCUGGUGCAGGACCUCUUGCUGAGCGGGGUGCCCCCCAGAGACACCAUCGCCAAAAACGCCGCCCUGAAGGAGAACGUCUUCAUGAUGGUGAUCUGCAUCGAGCUCAAGAUCCCCCUCUUCCUCGUGGGCAAGCCCGGCAGCUCCAAGUCGCUGGCCAAGACCAUCGUGGCGGACGCCAUGCAGAGGCAAGCAGCACACUCGAAGCUCUACCGGGACCUGAAGCAGAUCCACUUGGUGUCGUUCCAGUGCAGCCCCCACUCUACGCCUGAGGGCAUCAUCAACACCUUCCGGCAGUGCGCCCGCUUCCAGGAGAGCAAGAACCUGGAGGAGUAUGUCUCGGUGGUGGUCCUGGACGAGAUCGGCCUGGCCGAAGACUCCCCCAAGAUGCCCCUGAAGACUCUCCACCCGCUGCUGGAGGACGGCUGCAUCGAUGACGACCCCCUCAAGCACAAGAAAGUGGGCUUCGUGGGCAUCUCCAACUGGGCCUUGGACCCGGCCAAGAUGAACCGGGGCAUCUUUGUGUCCCGUGGUGUCCCCGACAAGAGCGAGCUGAUCGAGACGGCCAAGGGCAUUUGCGCUUCCAACCCCAUGGUGCUGAGGAAAGUCCAAGCCAUCUUCCAGAGCCUAGCGGAGGCCUACCUGAAUAUCUGCAAGGAGCAGACGAAGGAGUUUUUUGGGCUGAGGGACUACUACAGCCUGAUCAAAAUGGUCUUUGCCCUAUCCAAGGCUUCCAACUCCGAGCCCACCGAACCGGAGAUGACACACGUGGUCCUACGCAACUUCAGUGGCAGCGACGAGGUGAAUCCCAGGGAAGCAUUCAAGACCGUGCUGGGAGAUGAGCCCCCUGACUGCAUCAAUGCCCUGACCCUGGUCCGGCAGAACAUCUACUCCGAGUCCCAGGACGGAGAGUGUCGUUACUUACUAGUCCUGACCAAAAACUACGUGGCCCUUCAAAUCCUUCAACAGAUGUUCUUCAACGACAACCUCCAGCCCGAGAUCAUCUUCGGGUCCAGUUUCCCCAAGGAUCAGGAGUACACCCAGAUCUGCAGGAACAUCAAUCGGGUAAAGAUCUGCAUGGAGACUGGGCAAACAGUGGUCCUCCUGAACCUGCAGAACCUUUACGAGAGCCUCUACGACGCACUGAACCAGUACUACGUGUACCUGGGAGGACAGAAGUACGUGGACCUGGGGUUGGGGACGCACAGGGUCAAGUGUCGGGUCCACAGGAACUUCAAGCUGAUCGUCAUAGAGGAGAAGGAAGUGGUGCACAAGGAGUUUCCAAUUCCGCUCAUCAACAGGCUCGAGAAGCAUUACCUGGACAUCAACACAGUCAUCGAUGGUGGUCAAAAGCACCUGGUCAAAUGCCUGAGCAGAUGGGUGGAGGAUUUUGCCACUCCAAGAUCCAACCAGCCUUGGAUGCAGGGCAAUCAACAGAAAUACAAGCUCUCCGACGUGUUCAUCGGCUACCACUCCGACCACACCUGCGCCUCCGUAGUUCUGCAGGUGACGGAGAGGUGGAAGCAGAGCAGUGCCUCUCACAGACAAAUCCUGGAGGAUGCGCAGAAGGUGCUGCUGAACUGCGCCACGCCGGACUCCGUGGUCCGUUUGAGCCAGUCCAGACUCGACACGACACUAGUGGCCACACUGACUCAUGAGUACUUCACCAACCAGCACCACGACUCUCUGGCCGAUUUCGUCCUCUCUCACUCCAAAGCCGAAAAUAAGUUCCAGGCAGCAUUCACAGAGGUCACAACCUAUUCGCGGCUUCUGACGGCCUCUGACGUUGAGUUUAUGCAAAAGGAGCUGAGUGGCCACAUCCAGAGCAUCUUCUCUCUCUCGCUGCAGCAGUUUGACACUGAGCAUUCGUUCCUCAAGAAGAUCAGGCAUUCUGUUGCUUCAAGCCAGGGAAACAAAAUCCUGCUCAUCCAAACCGACUUUGGAAACGGAUCGCAAAGUUCCAAUCUCAUCGCAUCAGCCAAGUACUCCACCAUCAAUGAAGUCAACAAAUCCAAGAGAGAAGGUGGAACAGUUUACGUGUACUUCAUCACCAAACUGCCCAGAAUGGAGGGGGGGUCGACGUACAUCGGAUUUCAUGGCGACCCCUGGCAGUCGGUUCACAUCGAUGAUCUCCGCAAGUCGAGAGACAUGGUCGCAGAUGUUUCCGCUCUCAAAGAUGUUGCUAUCAGCCGGCUGUUUGAAGUUGACCCAGAGGAACCUGAGGCCAUGAUUAUAGAUGACGACACGGAGAACAGUGAGCAAACUGUGAUUCAACCACCUAUUGAUAAAGAGCGAGUGCUGGAAACCACCCCAGUGAUUCGGAGCUGUGUCCAGGCUGCUGUCAGCCUUCUGAGGGACCAGCACAAAAGCUACGAUCGCAGCACCAAGCGGGUGGAGAUGCUUCUCCUCCUCUUGGAGGAAGGCGAUGGGUUGAAAGCUUCAUUCCUGGGGAUGAUGAAACAAAGGCUAUACAGUCUGCUGCUGAAGAGGGACGAGGGAUCCCAGAACCCCAACGAGUGGAUGGUCCGAGAGGCCUCAAACCUCGAGGCUCUCCAGGAAGGAGGGACUUUCAGACACACGCUCUGGAAGAAAGUUCAAGCGGUCAUCACCCCUUUCCUGGCACAGAUCAUCUCCGUGGUGGACAGAGACUGCAACCUGAGGUUGCUGGUCGACCCUGAUACCCCCGAGUUUGUAAGGAAGCUGUGGAUGGACAUUUUCAACGACUCGAAUCUCCUGGAUAUUCCUUACAACAGAAAUCUCAUCAGUACGCAGUCCGAAAUUGUGGUUCCCAACUACAUGAAGAUGGACCGCCCGGAAGCUUGCAACCUCCUGCCUUUCAGCUGGAGGAUCAAAGACUAUUUGGAUGAAUUGUUGGUUCAGGCCCGAUACAUGGAAGGAGAAACUGAGCAGAAACUCAACGAAAUAUUCAAUAAUGCCGGAUUUGGGAAAUACCUCUCUGACCUGAGUGAAGGCGUGAAAUGCAAAUGUUUCCUCAUGUACCUGCACGAUUUUGUGCUGAUGACUGUCAGCGUUUCAUGCGCGGCUGAAUUUGAGUUUCUACAAGGGGCGCUGCUGUCCUGUAUCAAUGAAAUUAAAACGCAGAAAUGUGCUUUGGACGACCUGUCUUUAGUCUGGGUGCACGUGGCAUAUCAACGCUUCAAACGCCGGCUGCAGAACUUCUUGCGCAUGAUUGCAGUGAACCCUAAGGUUCUGGAGCUGCUGCAGGGGCAGAAGGGACAAAUUGACCGAGCUGGAGAAAACGAGAUGGUCCUGGAUGUUUAUGCUGCUGCGGCCUGUGUUGAAAUGCUGGAGCCUCUGGCAACAGAGUUCAGGUCUGACGCCUCGUGCGAGGCUUGGCUGCAGAAGGUGAAAAGCCUGCAAACGCCCAUCGAGCUGAUCUGCGCUGACGAAUCGCUAAGCGGUCAGGAAGCGAGAACUCCGCCUAUAAACCACAUCAGAGCGGGCUGGAGCCGAUUGUUUUCACUGUCACUGUACGUGGAGCACGUGGUCCUGGGUGUCGGAGAGGUGGACCAACAGUUGCAGGAUUUGGUUGGGAGAUGCGCUCACCAGCUCGGAAAGUGCCUACAGGGAAACUCUGAUAUGAAAUCCUUAGCCCCCUUUAAGGCUGUGGUGCAGACUCUUAAGCAAUGCAAGGAACAAGCGAGCCAGGUGUACUGCAAAUACGGCCUGAAGGAGUGUCCAAUUUGCAUUAGGGAGCUCAUCGACCCAGUCUUGCUUCCAUGCAACCACAUCUACUGUUUACAAUGUAUAAAAUGCUGGUUGGCUCCCGGGCAGAUGAAUUGCCCUUUUUGCCUAACAGAUCUGCCGGCUGACUUCAAGGUGGUGGUGUGUGACGUGAUAAGAGAGGCCGUCCGUAAGAACUCCUUGUUCCGCAAGAGGUGUGAUGCCUUCUUCAUCUCUCUGGUCUCCAUGGUUUGCUUCAGAGACAACUCACCACCAGCUAAGGACGUGAUCUUGCAGCUGCUGUCACGAUUGGUCAUUAAGAAAGAGCUGCUAACGAGAGGCUCACUCACAGAUCAACCGUAUCAUACCGGAGCCCUUUCACCCUUUGACGAAUCAGUUGAUCGGAAUCCUGUUAUCCGCUCUAUAGUACUAAAACUGCUGUUGAAAUACAGUUUUGAUGACAUUAAGGAUUACCUGCAACAAUACCUCACUGCAAUCCAAACGUUAAAGCUCUUCAGCAAAGAAGAUCAGACUGAGCUCUACAUUCUGUAUCUGAACUGCCUGGGGGAUUCCAUCUAUGAAAAGUCGCACUUCUGUACCGUGCAAGAGAUGAUCACACACCUGAACCUGGAGAUGGACUUCCUUCAAGUGUGCCUUAGGCAUGAAUCAAAGCCCCGUGACCAAACGUCCAUAGGGUACCUGCAGAUGAUGGCCAGAAUCCGACUCUGCUUCGAUUUGGCCGCUAAGCUGCUGUGCGAAUCCCAGGAGACUUUCGGUGGGGUUUUGGCGUACGUUAAAACAAAGGGCAUUUACCUGGACUGUAUAAAACGAAUGUGCACACGCCGUGGAAACGCUUGGUUUCAGAUUUACUUGGUGCGGAAGCUGUGUAGUCUGAUGGGGAUAGAGUCCGUCCAACAGCUGUCCGAGGAUCAGGAGCAUCAGUGGCUGUUUCCAGCUGAAAUCAUUCAGCAACAGAGAGACGCACCCGGGCAGAUUGACCGCUACCUCGUGUGCGGCGAAAACUACAGAUGUUACCGCGACGCGUUGGCCAGGGCUCUACUGGAAUGCAAGACGCAAAGCCUCACCGAAGCCCAGAAGCAAUGCGACCGGCCAGCGAACGAGCAAGCCGUUUACAUUACCCUGGCGGUCUUCAGGGAGAUCACCGUUCUUUACUCGUCCACAAACCAAGACCUCCAUCCGAAGCCAGCUCAAUGUAACGCCAUUCAAGAGUACAUAAGAGAGGAUAAGGUGCCCGGCUCUGCUGAGCUCAAGACCUUUCUUGUCGGACUGACCGAGAACUUGAACCUCGUGCUGAAAGUCAAUCCUCACCAAAGCACCCUGCACCGGACAAUCCAGGAGAUUAUCGUACACGCCACAGCCGUGUACCUGAGCGGGCAGAGUGUCACCGUGGCCACCCUGCGCAGUCUGGUCCUGAAUCCUGCUAACAUGGUGCAUGCGUUCUUACCAACCAUGCCAGAGGAUCUGACGGAUGAGGCCAGGCGGUGGGAAGGUCUCAUCGGUGUACACUGGUACGACUGUCCAAAUGGCCACCCGUGUGUUGUGGGAGAGUGCGGGAUGCCGAUGAGUCAGGGCCGUUGCAUCGAAUGCCAGGCGGAAAUCGGAGGAGCGAAUCACCUACCAGUCGGCGGAUUUAAACAUGCCAGAGGUGGGGACAGAACACAGAGUGGUCACAUUCUCGGUGAUCCAAAUAAGAGAGAAACUGUCAUUGCACCUGACAGAAACAUGUCUCCAGUUUCAUUUACACUCCUUCGCCUCCUGACCCACAUGGCGAUGUUUGUGGGGGCAAUGUAUAAUGACCAGGCUGUAGCGCAACUUAUAAAACCGCAGGUGCCCCAGGCCAUGCCUUUCCUCGGGCUGCACAUAGAAAGGGACUUUCAGCAGCUGAUGAAAUCCUUGGGGAAGAGCAUAGACGAAACAGCCAACGUGGUUCACCUGCUCCUCUGUAACCUCAUCCAGCAAAACCAGUUUCCCGGGGUACCGAAUAACCUGGCAAGCAAACAGGAGAGGAACGCUUGGGAGAAGUCGGUUGUCGAUAAUGCCAUAACUCCUACCCUGGCGAACCUGGACCAGCAGCUUCGAGAGGUCAACCUUCGGAUCAGUCAGGACAAGAGGAUCUGCUCGAACCCUAUGGUCAAGAUCGUGUACGGGGAUCCCCUGACCUUCCUCCCGCUGCCUCGGGACAACGUCCUGCACUGCUCGGCCGUCUGGAGCUGCCGGGAGAGAAUCUCCAUCGAGCACCUCGCUCACAUCGUGCAACAGGAGGGCAAGGACACCGUCCCCAUCCUCUGCAGGUUCCUACAAAAGGAGCCCCAGUUGAGGCUGGUGAAGUUUCUGCCGGAACUGCUCGCGCUCCAGGGCGACUUGGUGAAAAGGUUCCAGAAUGUGACUGAGGUGACCAUGUCGACCAUCUCCGCCUUCCUUCAGACCCUCAGUCCAGAGUCUGUGAAGCAUACGUUCGAGUCCCGGGUCGCCAGUUUCCUGUACGUGUGGAAUCAGCUUCGAACAUUCCUGGUGACGAACGGUGAAAUUAAGAUCCCUGAGAGUUACUGCGCCGAGGAUAUCAACGCGAACAGUACACUCGACGUCCUGCUGCCACGUCGACAGGGGCUUGGCUUGUGCUCCACUGCGUUGAUCAGUUACCUUGUCGCUCUUCAGAACGACUUCGUCUACACUGUGGAGAAGUACACGAACAAAACGACGCCAUACUCUGUGAACGCAUCGGACGUGGUUGACCUGCACGUCAUUAAGUACGAGGUCGAGAGAGACCUGAUCCCACUCAUUUCAUCCAACUGCCAAUACACGAUGGAGAAAGGAGGGGAAACCGUGCUGGAGUACGACCUGCGCAGAAUCGAGCAGCAGCUCACCAACCGAUUCCUGAAGGGAAAGCCACUGGUCAACCUCAUGGGUAUACCGACACUGAUAUGUCGACAAGACCGAAAUUAUGAAAACAUCUUCAAAGAUUUGAAGAACAAACUGCCUCAGGAAUUGCUGCCAAAUUCCGUUAUCAAUACCAUCAGUGCGGAGCUGCAGUCGUACAGCGAUAUCUGCGAAGCCUUCACAGCCGUGGAGCUCACCUUGGGCUUCCUGGCCAUGUCGGGCGAGAAGCCUGACCUGCUGCUCGUGGACUACCUGAGGAAGGUGCUGCACAUGGGAGACCAUACGGCACCUCACGUCAUGGAGGCACUGAUGAGGUGCAGCUUAAAGCACAUCCAGGCUCUUUGGCAACUCCUUUCUGCACGAAAGUCCGAAUACCUGCUCCGCUUGAAGAGGGAACCGUUCUCGGGAGUCGGGGAUGAUUACAGAAAGAGCCUGUCCGAGGAGGAGAAGAAAAGCCUGCAGGCCUUCUUCGGGCAGAGCAGUGUCGAUGUGUUCAUCCUGGAACUGCACGAGAUGCUGAUCCUCAAGUGCAGGAACGUUCAAGCGUCCGACGCUCUCAAUCCCACGUGGAGCCUAAAAGAUUCGUUGAACAGUUUUAUGGAACAGAAGGACGUGGAGAAUCUUCCAGAGCUUGACGAGUGUUUCCCGGACAGAGUGGACUUGUCGAAGGCUGUGGCGACGUGGGAAACGGCCGUGCUGUUUAAACGGGAACGUCUAAGCUUGCACGAUAAUUUUGAAAGAUUCGAAGCAAAAAAAAAACAACAACAGCGUCCUGUUAGAGAAUAGGGAGAGAGAGCGAGAGAAUGUAUUUUUUAAAAAAAUGCUUUAUUUUAAAAUGCAACUUUAAGUGAAAAUAUUGCUGCUCACCUGUGCCUAAGUGAUAGGCAGCACUCUGUCUGCAACUUUUGAGAAGUUUCUUUAAGUUUACAUCUCGGAAAAAGCUAUUUAUCUGGUGUCAGGAGUCCAGGACAAUCGUGCCUUUUGUUUUUUUUAAAAAAAAACGAAAAAUCUAACGUUAUAACUGCACAAACCUCUGUCUUACUUGCACAUUUACACCUAUUACACGGGUCCCAAACUGUGCUGCUGUUUUGCCAUAAAGGAGUGGAGUCCUGUAGUCUAUUGAUUAGAGCACUCGCCUUGCGAGCGAGAGGACCAAGUUUCUUUACUCCACACGCCUCUGUUUACCCAGCAGUAAGUAGGAACCCAGUUGUUAGUCGAUUGGUGGAUCGCUUUUCAGGGGGUAAUAAUCCCUUCAAAAAAAAAAAUGUUUAAAAACAAAAAAAUUUGGUCACUCGAUCCACGACUGGUUGUGGGACGCUGCUGUAUGCAAUUGGCUGCCACAUUUCGCCCACAAAAUAUACAGUCAAUUCACUUUGCGGUAUGUUCUGUGAAGCGCUUUGAGACGCUGUAUCAAAUGCAAGGAUUAUUAUAAAAGGGGAAUUAUUUUACUAAACCUGCAAUACUUAAGUUCAGCGGUGCCUUGAGACGCUAAAUGCUGCCUUUUAAUUCAAAAAGAGAUUUUCUGUAAUUAAACUUGUUCACGUAAGAGCUUUGAAAUGCAGAUUUUUGUGAACUUUCCAGCAAGUUUCGAACAAAAGAAAACCGCUGGAAACAUUAUAAUUUUAUAGUCUUGAUGUAAUUUCUAUUGAAGCCCAUUAAAGUUAAUGAUUAUAAAUGUA
This is a messenger RNA of Callorhinchus milii (elephant shark), 17093 nucleotides long. It is a transcript of the gene rnf213a, whose product is annotated as ring finger protein 213a. The record is from RefSeq and is a predicted model, not a curated record. Gene Ontology annotation, molecular function: ubiquitin-protein transferase activity; ATP hydrolysis activity; metal ion binding. Gene Ontology annotation, biological process: negative regulation of non-canonical Wnt signaling pathway; ubiquitin-dependent protein catabolic process; sprouting angiogenesis. Bases 112 to 16200 code for a protein of 5362 amino acids. The transcript is spliced from 67 exons. Gene Ontology annotation, cellular component: nucleolus; membrane; cytosol. Lineage: Eukaryota; Metazoa; Chordata; Chondrichthyes; Chimaeriformes; Callorhinchidae.